Molecule: messenger RNA, 1839 nt
Organism: Neospora caninum
Lineage: Eukaryota; Apicomplexa; Conoidasida; Eucoccidiorida; Sarcocystidae
Exons: 9
Coding region: 1-1839 (612 amino acids)
Biological process (GO): ubiquitin-dependent protein catabolic process
Cellular component (GO): cytosol
Molecular function (GO): polyubiquitin modification-dependent protein binding
Source: RefSeq, a predicted model, not a curated record
AUGGAGGGAGACUCUCCGCCACGGCCCCACAGAUCUCCCAGCGAGAGCUCCUCGAAGCGACGAGACGCCUCGUCCUCUCAGCCGGCCUCGCCCUUGUCCUCCUCGUCUCAGUCUGAACGCAGCGAAGCGUCUCUGACUCUAGAGGCGCCUCCGCGGCUAGAAAAGACGGAAGAGGAAGACAGGGAGAAACGGGAGACAAAGGAGCGUGAGGACGGGCCCUCUGAGGACGAGAGCAAGGAGGGAGAGAAGAGCGAGGCGUCCUCGGCGAUCCGAAUCCCUGUAUCAAUAAAAGUGUUCAACGGAGGAACGACGAAUGUGCACGUCGAUCCAUCGAUCUCAGUCGAUGAGUGGAGAAACCAACUAGAACCGAUCGUCCACAUUCCCCCCCACGAACAGCGGCUCGUCGCCUCCGGACGUGUCCUGCAGGGAUGUCGUCUUGUCAGUUCCUACGGCCUCAGAGCGAACGGCGUCGUUCAUCUUCUCCGCAACCGCCCUGCGGCAGGAAGAGAAGCCUCCAGCGCUGUGGGAACCUCGUCAACAGGCCAGUCCACCAGCCGAGGCAUCUCCAGCAACCAAAUCCGCGGCUUGGGAGCGGCCGCGCCUGGCCCCGGCGAGGGCGACGCGCAGCGCGAUUUUGUUCAGCAGCUGAUGCAGUCUUCGUUGAUGAAUCAACUCACGGAGAGUCCCGACUUUCUGCAGAUGGUCAUGGAAUCGAACCCCCAAUUGCAGCAACUGCGCGAACAGAAUCCAGAGCUCAACCACCUCCUGAGUGACCCCCAGAUUUUCCGCCAGUCUAUCCAGAUGGCGAGAAACCCCGCUCUCUUGCGUGAGAUGAUGCGGAGCACCGACCGCGCAAUGGCCAACAUCGAGGCUCUCCCAGGGGGCUUCCACGCACUAAUGCGGAUGUACCACACAAUCCAAGAGCCGAUGUACGCGGCGACGAUCGACGCAGCCGCAAGCGACUCGGUCGGGGCUGCAGAGACGCAACAGGCCUACGAGAUUUCACGCCGCGUCGAGACGGUCGAGGCAAUGCCGAAUCCUUGGGCACCGUCUCUCUCCGUUGCUGUGCAGGGUUCCCCAGAGGCGUGUCUUUCUUUCCCCGGUCCCUUCGGCUUCCCGGUUGAUCGCAUGCGUUUGUCUUCUUCGCCGCGACCGCCGCAGCCCCCAAGUCCGUCGCCGCCUGGAGGCUCUGCGCCCCCGUCGACACUCGCCGCCGAGGGCGGCCGUGCAUCAAGCGAAAGGCCCGCUAGUCGGCCUAUACGCGGAGAAGGGAGCGCGGCUGCGACGGAUUCCGCGCGCGAGGCUGCGGCCUCACCCGCGUCGAAUUCGCUCCCCUCUGGAGAGCCGCCUGAAAGAAAUCCACUGGGAGGAGGAUCAGAGGAUGGAGACGGCGCAGGCGUGGGGACUCAGGACGAUCCCUCUUUUCGCCUCGUCAUGGACCUCUUAAGAAGCAGUUUACGAAACUCCCGAGACAUGAGACAAGUCGAUCAAACGAACCGAGGUGCGGCGCAGACUGCAGCCUCUCAACUCCCUCUCGGUGGUCCAGGACUGCUGGGGAUGCUGUCGCCUUUCGCCUUGGGGUCGGCGCCUUUCGCCCCGCCGUUCUCUCCUCCGACGCGGCAAACGAGCGACGGGGAGCGUGCGCAGACGAGUAUUGCUCCUCAAGUGCCGCAGGAUGAGGCUUCAGCGGCGGCGAGUCGCUACGCAGUGCAGCUGGACACUCUGCGCUCGAUGGGGUUCACAGACACCGCGCAGUGCAUUCGAGCCCUCGAGACGGUCGGAGGAAACCUAAACCGAGCGAUUGACUUGCUUUUGGCGCAGCAGACCCAGCGGCCUUGA